CUCCCUCCGGCCUCGGCUCCGGCGCAAGUUGCAAUAACCCGGCACAGCAAGCCCCACUAUUAGCCGCUAGAGGUACCUAGCAGUGCCGAGGCCGGUCCAUCCGCGCGGCGGGGGGGUCCGUCACAUCACUCAGCAUCUGUCAUCGAUACUGGAACCCCGCGGAAAACGGGGGACACGGCGCAUUCUCACUCAUCAGUUAUCACCACCAACAACAACCUCCGACUUACCUUAAUAAACUCAACUCUCUUCUAAUAUCUCGCAAGCAACGAGCGAAUCUCACUCCAAAAACAACUUCCAAAUCAUCGUACCCUUCUAAAUAACCACCAACAUGUUCACCGGCAUAGUCGAAGAAAUCGGAGAGGUGACAACCUACACCCCCAACGACCCCCUUUCCAAAAACGGCACAACCCUCACCAUCACCCUCCUCCCCUCUUCUUCUUCCUCCUCUUCUUCUUCUGGUCUGCUCUCCGACUGCCACCUAGGCGACUCCAUCGCCGUCAACGGCGUCUGCCUCACCGUCACCUCCUUCACCCUGACCCCCUCGGCCUCCUUCACCGUCGGCAUCGCCCCCGAGACGCUCCGGCUCACCAACCUCGGCUCCCUCCGUUCCGGAUCGCGCGUGAACCUGGAGAGGGCCGUGCGCGCCGACACCCGCAUGGGCGGCCACUUUGUUCAGGGCCACGUCGACACGGUAGCGGAGAUCAUCAAGAUCACGCCCGAUGGGGAGGCGUUGACGUUCCGGUUCAGACCUAAAAACAAGGAGGUGUUGCGGUAUGUGGUGUACAAGGGGUUUAUUGCGCUGGAUGGAACGAGUUUGACGGUGACGGCGGUGAAUGAUGAGGAGGAGUGGUGGGAGGUGAUGUUGAUUGCGUACACGCAGGAACGGGUGGUGGUGGCAGGAAAAAAAGUGGGCGAGACGGUGAAUGUGGAGGUGGAUAUGACGGCCAAGUAUGUGGAGAAGAGUUUGAGGGGGUAUUUGGAGGGGUUGUUGGGGUCUGGCAGUGCUGGGGAACAGGGCCAGGGGGAAGAAAAGAAGAAGGGGAGGGGGUUGUUGGAGAAGGUUGUUGAGGGAAUUGUGAAGCAGGGGUUUUCUUGAGGUGACCGAAAGUGAGGGUGGAUACGAAUGACAGCGGUUUCAAUAAGGAAGGGGAAAAACCAAAAAUUGAGAUGAGUAUGAUACCAUUCGUGACAUGUACUAGACAUAAGCUCGUGUCCAGGACUUUUGCUAUACAAGACAAUUAUUCAAACAAGGCUCCUUGGCCUCUUCUCACAGAAAACCCCAAACAUCCGCAAUCCUCUCACUCAGUCCCUUAUCUACAUUCCUCCGAUCCACAAGGUGCGAAAGCAUACUCAUCACCAAAACCUUCUGCUUCUUUUUCCCAUUCUCGUCACUCCCGCAAGCCUCGAACGCCUUGACCAGCUGAUACGGCGUCUUCCACACCUUUUGAAUCUCAAUCGCCUUUUCUCCCGACAGCCUCCUGAUACACAUCAACAUCUUGAUAAACACAUCCUUCAGCGUCAUCAUCUCCGACUUGGAAACCAGCGAUGCAAAUGCCGGAUAACUGAUAUAGUACCCCCUGGACGGCUCUUUCUCCCGCAAAUGCUUCACCAGCGGCAAGUAAUUCUUGGCCGUCAGGACCUGAGUUGGAAUGACAAACAGCGGCUUGCUCUCGUAUAUCUCCUUGAGCAUAUACGUCACCGCCGCCAAGUACCGGAUCGACUCGGCAAUCGUGUCUGUCUUCUUCAGGAAAUAACCGUUGACGACCUGGAUCGACGCCAUGGCCGUGUCCAUUGCGUCCUGGUACUGGCGUCGGAUAUCCAUGUCGAUGUUGUAGUUCUCGAUAAUGUAGACAACAUUCUUCAUGCCCGAUCGCUUCAACCGGUACUUUUGCUCGCGGAAGCGCCCGUCCUUGAUGCUCCCAAUAAGAUCAUCCAGGCGUUUGCGCUCGACAAUGUAAUCCAGGACGACCUCGUCACCUUCGGCGCCUAGCCUGUUAAGCCAGCCCGGUUGCUUGCACUUGGCUAUCCAGAGGACGUCGCCGAGCUCGAGACUCCGCAUGACGGGUCG
This is a messenger RNA of Neurospora crassa OR74A, 2068 nucleotides long. RefSeq names its product riboflavin synthase subunit alpha (gene rib-5). Gene Ontology annotation, molecular function: riboflavin synthase activity. NCBI's taxonomy places the organism in Eukaryota, Fungi, Ascomycota, Sordariomycetes, Sordariales, Sordariaceae. The record is from RefSeq and is a predicted model, not a curated record. The transcript has 2 exons. Gene Ontology annotation, biological process: riboflavin biosynthetic process. Bases 329 to 1096 code for a protein of 255 amino acids.